Molecule: messenger RNA, 2109 nt
Organism: Myodes glareolus (Bank vole)
Lineage: Eukaryota; Metazoa; Chordata; Mammalia; Rodentia; Cricetidae
Gene: Yju2
Product: YJU2 splicing factor homolog
Biological process (GO): mRNA splicing, via spliceosome
Cellular component (GO): U2-type catalytic step 1 spliceosome
Source: RefSeq, a predicted model, not a curated record
UGAGUGAGCAGUGUGAUGGGUUGUCUGUGUUCGAGUGCCUACAACCCCCCAAACAAGGGUUUCAUGACGAAAAGAAGCUGAUGUGGCUCAAGGUUCAGGAGCUUUGGAGGACACAGCACGUGGUACAAUGUCUAAAGGAAAGGAACAAAAGCGCACACGGGACCUUGAUCGACAGAUAUCACAGCCAAUGAGAACGCUAAAGCGUAUGAACUUCGUCAGUAAGCCAGCCGAGGAAGUGACGUCAAGAGACAGGCGGCGCCUGGCCGAAUAAACUCCGAGGGGAACGAAGAACACUGCUCCUUCGCUUGCUCGACGAACAGGAAGCGAAUAUGUCGGAACGAAAAGUUCUAAACAAAUACUACCCACCUGACUUCGACCCGUCAAAGAUCCCGAAACUCAAGCUACCCAAGGACCGGCAGUAUGUGGUUCGACUGAUGGCCCCCUUCAACAUGAGGUGUAAGACAUGUGGAGAAUACAUCUACAAGGGGAAGAAGUUCAAUGCACGCAAGGAAACAGUCCAGAAUGAGGCCUACCUGGGCCUGCCUAUCUUCCGCUUCUAUAUCAAGUGCACGCGCUGCUUGGCCGAGAUCACCUUCAAGACAGACCCCGAGAACACGGACUACACCAUGGAGCAUGGAGCCACACGCAACUUCCAGGCCGAGAAGCUCCUGGAGGAGGAGGAAAAGCGUGUGCAGAAGGAGCGCGAGGAUGAGGAACUGAACAACCCCAUGAAGGUCCUAGAGAACCGCACGAAAGACUCGAAGCUGGAGAUGGAGGUGCUGGAAAACCUGCAGGAGCUGAAGGACCUGAACCAGCGGCAGGCACACGUGGACUUUGAGGCCAUGCUGCUGCAGCACCGCCUGUCGCAGGAACAGUGGCGACAGCAGCAGGAGGAGGAAGAUGAGCGUGAGACUGCGGCCUUGCUGGAGGAGGCUCGCCACCGCAGGCUUCUGGAGGAUUCUGACUCAGAAGAUGAAGCUCCGCCUUCCCGACCACGCUCAGCAGCAAAACCUAAUCCCACAGCCAUCCUGGAUGAGACUCGCUCUGGUUCUGUUUUGUUUUUCUUUGAAGCAGGGUCACACUCCACAGCCCAUCCUGACCUCAAAUCCACAGUCCUGCUUCAGCCACCAUGGGCUAGGGUGACAGGCCUGCCUGCACGUGGUCCCUCACGUCCUCACACCCCCAGAGCCCUGUCGUGUCAGCACAUGGGGAGACCAAGACCAGCUUGGACUGCAGGUACCAAAGGCCAAGAGGAAGGCAGAGUCAGUGGGCAGCAGGGCACAACUUGCCGGAUUAGUGGUGCCAAAGAAGGUGAAAGUGGAAGCCAAUGGGGGCUCAGAGCAGGUCCAGAUGUCUGCCGUGGGUGCCCCCGAGAGCAGGAAGACAGCCAGCCUUGCACCCCAGACACCUGGGGCCUCCUCCCUGAGCCAGCUGGGUGCAUAUGGGGACAGCGAGGACAGUGACAGCUGAGCCCCUACAGUGACAUCACAGACCCAAGAAACCAGAGGAGAUGGGAUCAAGGAAGGCACCCUCAGCAAGUUCCUUGUGACUGUGUCUGCGGUGGAUCCCAGCAGGGUGUGGAGAGGCAAUGUCCCUUAGUACCAGGUGUCCCAGGACAGACAACCUGGUCCACUCUGUCAAUCCUUGAGUUAUAGGGAACCUGUUUGCCCCAUCCCUCCCUGCCACAGAUCUGAACACUAUCUGACAGGGGACAGGUGGCAGAGUCCCUGAGGACUGCCUCCCAACAAGGCCUGGGACUCUACCUGCAACACAAUAAUACUGUGUGAUAAAGAAGGAAAUCAAUUGACAGCCAUGUGGACCAGCGAGAGACCCUGCCCGACUGUCCAACCAGAGCUAACACUCACCUGAGAUUUCAGCCACAGCCAGUCUGGGCCUGGACCACAGCCUGUGUCCGUCAUUCAGAAUUUGGCAAUACAUGAGUCUGUGUUUUGGUUCUGUAGGAAAACUGCUGAGCCUGAGUCUGUCAUUUAGAACACAGUGAGCCUGGGUGGGGUGACAGUGGAGAGACAGGCAUGUGUAGCCCAGGCUUGUCUUCACCUCACCAGGCUGGGAUGAGAGAUGUGAACCAAGUUGAUCUUAAGCCUGAAA